AUGAGGCAACGUUCUCUAAAGUUAUUUGCGAUAGGACUCUGUUUAAAUUCUAUUAAUGGACCAAAUUUAGAAAAAUUACGCGUAAUGGGCGUUUUGCAAAGAUUUGGUAUUGCAUAUUUAGUUUGUGGAAUUGUACAUACGAUCUUUUGCAAAAGAGAUCAAAUACUUAUGCCACAGGUACCUUGGAAACGUACACUUUACGAUUUGAUCUUACUACGUGGAGAAUUUAUUACAAUGUUAACUCUGAUCGUUAUCUAUUUAGGCAUAUCUUUUGGUCUUUAUGUACCAAAUUGUCCAAGAGGAUAUUUGGGACCAGGCGGAAAACAUGACAAUGCAGCUUAUGUCACUUGUAUAGGUGGGGCUACAGGUUAUAUAGAUUUGCAGAUUUUAGGUGAUUCACAUAUUUACCAACAUCCAACAGCAAAAUAUAUUUAUGAUUCACAGGCAUUUGAUCCAGAAGGUUUAUUCGGUUGCUUAUUAACGGUUGUACAAGUACUUUUUGGUGUGUUAGCAGGCGUUAUUAUAUUAGUACAUAAUGCUUGGUACUCACGUAUUAAUCGUUGGUUACUUUGGUCGAUAUGUUUGGCUUUGUUAGGUGGUGCCUUAUGUGCUUUUACCAAGGAGGAUGGACUCAUACCAAUUAAUAAAAAUUUAUGGUCAUUGUCUUUUGUAUUCAUCACAUCAUCACUUGCUUUUGUUAUGUUGAGCGUAUUUUAUUUCAUUAUUGAUAUAAAACAUUGGUGGACUGGUUUUCCAUUUGUUGAAGCAGGUAAAAAUGCUAUUAUUAUGUAUGUGGGCCAUACGAUAAUGCACAAAUUGUUACCUUGGCAUUGGCGUAUUGGUGCCAUGAAUACACAUUUUGUUCUCUUGUUGGAAUCAGUUUGGAAUACCUUAUUGUGGAUAGCAAUAGCAUUAUAUUUAAACCAUAAAAAGUUUUAUUACAGUUUGUAA
This is a messenger RNA of Teleopsis dalmanni, 951 nucleotides long. RefSeq names its product heparan-alpha-glucosaminide N-acetyltransferase-like. Lineage: Eukaryota; Metazoa; Arthropoda; Insecta; Diptera; Diopsidae. The record is from RefSeq and is a predicted model, not a curated record. The transcript is spliced from 6 exons. The coding region runs from base 1 to 951 and encodes 316 amino acids.